AUGAUAACUUUACUACUUUCCACAUGUAUUUUUCUCUGGCUAUUUCAUGAGCUCUAUUGGAAACGGAGAAACCUCCCACCCGGUCCGAUACCUCUUCCUUUUUUUGGGAAUGUUCUCUCUUUAUCGGCUGAGAAGCCUGGGUAUGAGGCAUUUAGAAAUUGGACAAAACAGUAUGGAGAUGUGUUCACGUUUUGGUUAGGAUCGAAACCAUUUAUUAUUAUAUCCUCCUACAGUAAACUGAAAGACACUUUCAUCCGAGAUGGCGAAACUUACAUGAACAAGGUGCAAUUGAACUUCCAAGAAUUCAUUCGAGAUGGAAACUAUGGAGUCGCCGAGACUAACGGAGAGGUCUGGAGUACUCAUAGAAGAUUUGCUCUGACUACUUUGAGAGAUUUUGGAUUGGGAAAGGACCUAAUGCAGGAGAAAAUAUUGAUUGAAGUGGAAGAUAUUUUCCAGAAGUUUCAUAAGAAUAUAGACAGAGAGCAAGAAAUCAAUCCAGUUUUAAACAAUGCAGUGGCCAACAUGAUCAAUCAGUUGAUCUUUGGAUACCGAUUCGAGAAAGAGAAUCUUGGAGAGUUGAAAAAGUUGAGCGAGCUAAUGGAGUAUCAGGAGAAGUUCUUCACCAGAUUCCGGACUAAUUUUCAAAUUUUUGUGCCGCAACUAGCAUGGUUUCUCCCUGGGAAAACGUUAGAGGAAGGAAUCAUCCCAUGGAAAACUGACUUCUUCAACUUCUUUGACAAACAAAUCGAGAAUCAUCGUCAGAAAAUUAACUUCGACUCUGAUGAGAAUCAAGACUACGCCGAAGCGUACUUGAAGGAGCAGAAGAAACGAGAAGCCAAUGGAGACAGAGAAAUGUUCAGCACCAAACAACUAUCAAAUAUGUGCUUGGAUCUUUGGUUUGGCGGACUCUCUACAACUAAUAUCACAUUAACAUGGACAAUCAGUUAUGUACUUCAUAACCCAGAGGUUCAGAAGAAGUUGCAUGAAGAAUUGGAUAGAGUUAUUGGAAGUGAACGACUUGUGACAACUUCGGAUAAAAACGGUCUACCGUAUAUGAAUGCAGUUAUCAAUGAGUCUCAGAGAUGUGUCAACUUGGUCCCUGUCAAUUUAUUUCAUUGUACAUCAAGAGACACUGUGUUGAAUGGGUACUCCAUUGAUAAGGGAACUGGUGUCAUUGCCCAAAUUAGUACUGUGAUGCUCGAUGAGAAGAUAUUCCCAGAACCCUACACAUUCAACCCGAAUAGGUUCAUUGAUGAGAAUGGAACGAUGAAGAAAAUCGAUGAGUUGGUACCCUUCUCGGUUGGAAAGAGACAAUGUAUUGGGGAAGGACUCGCUCGAAUGGAGUUGUUUCUGCUUAUCUCUAACCUUUUCAAUAGAUAUCAGGUGUCAUCAUCUUCCGCCGGUCUCCCAUCUCUCGAUAAGUCAAAAGAUAUUGGUGUGGUUCCUAGGAAGAUCCGUGCGAAGUUGUCCAGAAGAUACUCAUAA
Caenorhabditis remanei is the source of this 1485-nucleotide messenger RNA. RefSeq lists its product as uncharacterized. The coding region runs from base 1 to 1485 and encodes 494 amino acids. Lineage: Eukaryota; Metazoa; Nematoda; Chromadorea; Rhabditida; Rhabditidae. Gene Ontology annotation, molecular function: oxidoreductase activity, acting on paired donors, with incorporation or reduction of molecular oxygen, reduced flavin or flavoprotein as one donor, and incorporation of one atom of oxygen; heme binding; iron ion binding. Gene Ontology annotation, cellular component: intracellular membrane-bounded organelle; cytoplasm. Gene Ontology annotation, biological process: xenobiotic metabolic process. The record is from RefSeq and is a predicted model, not a curated record. The transcript is spliced from 4 exons.